AUGAACGGAAAAUCGUGCCAUCCGACCGCGUUGAACAUCCAGCGAGUGACAGUCAAAAUCCCCGACGGAUUGUCGGCCCUAAUGAUGGUCGUCGCUCGAGAGGUGAUUCGUCACUCACCCGAAGACGAGUGCACGGCGUACUCUAUCGCGGCCGAUUACUUGGAAGAAAUGCUCAAAGAAAAUCUCGGUAAAACCGUCUCUUCCAUAGACAAUGAAUGGACUCGUGAAAUUAUUGCUCAAAACGUCAUAAAAACGGUUGAAAAAUACGGUGUAACGACCGAGACGGCUAACGACGCUGCAACUUUAAUACAAAGGACUUGGAGGAAAUACAAUAAGCCAGUUUCAAAAUCAAAACAUGAUUCUUUAGGAACAGGAGACCAUGUCUUUUCUAAGGAAUUACAGGAGGACACUUUUGAGGAAAUGAAGUACGAAAACGAUUCCGACGAUAUGGAACGUGUAAACGUAGUGAGAAAAGGCCAGAGGGACUAUGUGCCACCGAUUCCAGAUUUCAUAAACGAUUUAUACUCAUUGAAAUACGAAGAAAAUGUAAAUAGUCGGUCAAAGGAUAUUUCUUAUGAAGACGAAGAAUAUAACUUAAAUAAUUUGUAA
Molecule: messenger RNA, 609 nt
Organism: Rhopalosiphum maidis (corn leaf aphid)
Lineage: Eukaryota; Metazoa; Arthropoda; Insecta; Hemiptera; Aphididae
Exons: 3
Coding region: 1-609 (202 amino acids)
Source: RefSeq, a predicted model, not a curated record